Acanthosepion pharaonis is the source of this 1722-nucleotide messenger RNA. Lineage: Eukaryota; Metazoa; Mollusca; Cephalopoda; Sepiida; Sepiidae. The record is from the annotation of a GenBank genome assembly.
AUGGAAGGUUCUUCUUCCUCCCAAUCCUUCGUCUCCUGCUUUCAGACCGUGGAGCCGCUUCCGUUACGACCGCGGGCAGUCGUUGAUUGCAAGACUACGACUAUGCGCAAACAGCAGCGGCAACGUCGUUUCGCUCUCGGAGGUCGAAAUACAAGCCUUGGGCGUCUCGAAGCCAGUCUCUGCCGCCACCACCGCCGUCUCGUUUUGCACUUCAGAGUUCCCUCGAUCGGGGUUUGUCCGUGGCGGGUGCCAGGUCCAUUCGGUGCGAACGACAAGCGACGGCCUUCGAUCCGAGAGUCGUGUUGCUUGGGAACGCAGCCCAAAUCGGGUGGUAAGCUCCAUCCAAGGCCGAGUCCAAUAGUCGACAAGUACCGUGAGGGAAAGUUGAAAAUAACUCUGGAGAGAAUUCAAGAAAACGUGAAACCGCCUAGGGGUAAACGGGUGGCACCGCUCACAGCGAUCGCGGGCGGGGUGGGACUCAGUCUGGUGCUCCUUACGUGGCCCAAACGCGAUUUGGUUGUUGCCCGGGAAAUUCCUCGGGCGGCGGCGUCCACCACAGGCCGGCGCGGACAUCAUUUCGGGGUUCACUGGCGGGGACGUUUGUUGCUGGGGUGCCCGGUGCGGUUUCGGCCGCUUUGCCGCCCUUCCUCCUCCUACUCGACCUCGACGCCUUCUGGAUUCUGCUUUUGCACUCGCGUCGCCAACGGGAGAGACGGGCCGCGGGGAACGAGGAGAACGCGGCGGUCGCUGCUGCUGCCGUCGUGGCUCCUCCUCUCCAUUCCUCGCGAUCACCCGAAGCUCUUCUUCGCUCGGCAUCAUAUGGCGCGGGCGCUUCGGCGCCACGCUAACAUCCGCACGGCAAGCACCGGAUGCACUUCCCCUCCAGUCCGUCGUCGCGCCCCGUUCCCGGCGUGCAGGUCGACGCACUCUAAACCUUCAUGUUCGCGGGUCGGCGGAGACGUCUUCUAUCGGUCCCGCAAGCGUACUGCCCCCUUCUGCCGGGGACGGAGGAAACGAAAACGCGAUCCGUUACACGUGACGAACCGGUUUCUUCUCGUCAGACGAUCCGCGCAGCGCUUCGCGCGCCCUCAGCGUCCCACCGUCUCGGGGGUGCGCGGGACAGUCUUCGCGGGAGCUUCAAAACCGGCGCGGCCACGCCGAUUCCCAUGCCGGCGCGCGUCGUCGUCUCGUUGCGUCGUCUUCUUCGCGUCCAGAACAAAAAGCCGGGCGCACGGGACGGCUGUGUCUGCGCGUCGUAGGAACCCCGAAGAACCCCGAUGGCGCAGAGAAAGCGAGAGGGCGCGUCGUAGGAAACCACUGGGCCGGGAGAGGUGUCGCGGUGAAAGCGGUUCCGGCGGGGAGUUUCUUGCUUCCUUCCGCCGCCUAGUCGUGUUCGAUUCCGCCGGCUCUUGCCUUCUUCGACCCGCCGUCCUUUCCCUCUUUUCCUCCGUCCGUCCCGAAUCGGUUCCUCAUGAUUUUCCUGUCGCCGGCCGCAGGCGCAUCCCCCCCGGGUCGCUAAUUUUUUCUCUGAGUACGACUCGGCCGACUCUGGCGUAUCGAGCGGACAAGGACCCGAGAGAUGGCGAUCCACGCGCGGUCGGGAUGAAACCAGAGGAAACUCUGGUGGAAGUCCGAAGCGCCUCUGACGUGCAAAUCGAUCGACUAAAGUCCGACAUGCCGAGCCUGUGGCCCAGGCGCCGACAGAUGAGGAGCAGUUCAUGA